AUGCCCAUAAACGAGGCGCUCCGCAUGGAGUUAGAGGAGAUCGACGACGGAUCACAGGAGUGGAAGAAGUCGGAGGCUGGUAGAGCAUGGGUUUCUUGCAGAAAGAAGAUCAUAAUGAGAAGGUGGAUGGGGGAGAGCAUUGGUAUUCUGGUACCGCAUACAGAUGAGUAUGCCGAAGCGGACGUCGGUAUCGCCAAAUGGGCCAAUUGGAACCCGACCAAGCCGCCUAAGCGGAUUGCAGCUGGCGAGAGGCCUCUGUACAGGGAAGCAUCGAUAUCGAGCGGCGAAGAGCCAGAUGCUAUCUCCGAGUCGGAUCAGUCGAGCGACGGAAGCUACGCCCAGAUCUAUAGAGACAAUCUCGCGGACGAGAUACCCGGUGUCAUGGGCAAUGUUGCCAUUGUCUCUGACGACGACAUGGACGACGACGACAUGGACGGCGACAUAGACGACGACAUGAACGACGAUAUGGACGAUACAAAUUCCGACGAAAGCUUUGUGGCAGGCAUAGACUCUGGCUCUGAAGCUUCCUCUAAUGAUGAACAAGACGAAGAAAAGAUCGCCAACGAGGAAGUCGAAGAUGCUUGGCAGGGAAACGCAAACUUCAGAGAGUACCUCGCCAGGGUCGCAAAGCGACAGAAAAGAAAUCAUGAUCAGAGAGAGGCUCAAGGACAGUCUUAG
Colletotrichum higginsianum IMI 349063 is the source of this 678-nucleotide messenger RNA. RefSeq lists its product as uncharacterized. Lineage: Eukaryota; Fungi; Ascomycota; Sordariomycetes; Glomerellales; Glomerellaceae. The transcript has 3 exons. The record is from RefSeq and is a predicted model, not a curated record. Bases 1 to 678 code for a protein of 225 amino acids.